AUGUUAUAAGACUUAAAAUAAAGUUAAGUCUAUGAUGAGAUUCAGCAAUAAAUUAGUAUUAAUGAAUAACCCAAUCAAAAGUAGCAGAUGUAGAAUAAAUAUAUGAUGAAAAAUGAGAAUGAUAAGAAGAAUAAUUUAAAUUGUAGGGUGUAAAUAUUUUAACCACCUCAAUAAUUAGAAAGCUUAAAUAUAACUUAAAAUUCAAUAAAUUCAUCUUAUCAUGAAAUUAUUGAAAAUUUAUACGAUAAACUUUAAAAUAAAAAGUAAAUUAUAUAAUAAGAUAAUCAUGUUGAAAAAUUAUAAUAAAGUCAAAAAAACAGAAGUAGAAUUUAGUAUAAAUCAUUUAGUAAAAGAUAUACAAAUUCAGAAGGUAGUUUAAAAUAUGAAUAGAAAAGAUAAUUAAGUCUUUAAGAAGAUAAUUAAAUUGAUUGUAUUAAUAAAUACGAAUAUUAAGAAUCAAAAUAUGUAUAAUAUGGACAUUAAUAAAAUAAUGUCUUAUAAAAUUAUCAAAGUUAAUAUAUUAAUGAAAUUUAAAAAAAGAAGUAGGACUAAUUGUCAUGUUAAUUUUAUUCAAAAAAUACUAAAAAAGAUAUGAUUAAAAAUAAUUAAACCAUUUUUUAAAGAUAAAUAAAAGAGGAAUAGGAUCACAAUGAUUCAAGUGAAUCAAAUAAAUCUAGAAUCUCUAAGAAUAUUUCAGAAUUUUAAGAUUAAAUAGAUUUAUAAUCUAAACAUGAAGAAAAAUAAAGUUUAAGAAUAUCAAAAAUAUCUGAAUAUAGUGAUCAAAUGAAAUAUGAAAGUAUUGAAAAUAGCUUUGGAUAUUAUUUUGAUAGCAAUAAAAGUUCAAUUAACCAUACUCCAUAAAUGAAAUCCUUAAAAGAUAUUAAAAUCAACACUCAAAUUCCUAGUCUCAAAAUUUAAAAAUAAGAUAAUUAGAAAUACUUUUCUUAGGCAUCCAGUCCCUUGUAAAAUACUCAAAAUAAGAAAUUUAUUAGGAAUAAUCCAUCAUAAAUUAUAAUUGAUAGUUCUGCUUCUUAAUUAAAUAUAAUUUCCCCUGUAGUAAAACACAAUGAUAGUGGAUUACAUAAAAAUACUAUUUCUUUUGGGUAAUAACAGGAAUACAACAGUUUUAAAAAACCAGUAUAGAAUAAAACAUCUUUUUUUGAAUAGAAAUCUCCAAUAAAUAAAACUUAUGAAUAUUAUAGAAAAAAGAAUAUAUCAAAAAUAAAUAAAUAAAAUGAGUAAGCAUUAAAGAUAUAAGAAUAAAAAUCUUAAUCUGAAAAAAAGUUGUAAAAUUUUGAGUAUGAAAAGAAAAUUAAAGAGCUUGAGCAAGAACUUAAACUGAAAGAAGAACAAUUAAAAUUUAAAGAUGAUAUAAUAAAUGAAUAAAUUGAUAAAAUUAAAUCCUAUAGCUAAAGAAUAAAUCAGAUUCCAAAUGAAGAUGAUUGGAAUUCUGAUUUCCAUAAUAUAUGUGAAUUUAUUGAUGAUUAUCAAAGAAACAUAUAUUAAUUGAUAUCUCAUAAGAAUUCAAAUAAAUAAUAUAUUAAUUUGAUGAAAUAAAAAUUUUAGGAAUAAUAUAAGGAUAAACUCAAUUAAAAUAUUAAUAAUAAUUAAAAUUAGAAAAAUUAACAAAAAUCUGAAUAACAAACAAAUCCAGAAAUUAUAAACAUUUAGAAACAUUAAAUUUUAUAGCCUAUUUUCGAAAAUAUGAUAAUGCUAUAAUAAAAAUCAAUAACAUUUGGAUUUGAAUUCGGUCAUACUAUUUAAGAGCUCUUUUAAAAAUUGUUUUUUCUUAGCAAAAGAGAGAAAUUUAGAAUUAGAUUACUUGAUAUGAAUGAAUGUUUAAAAUAUGAAAUACAAGAAUUAAUUAAUUUUUUAAAGAAUCAGAAAAAUAAUUAAAAUAUAAAUGAAUUAAAAGAAGCACUUGAAUCAGAAAUAAAUAUAUAAAAAUACAUUUAUUAAACUAUUUUUAAUAUAACCAAUCUUUUCAAAGAAAGGAUAAUGUAAAUAUAGGAAGGACAUAAAUAAAUGUAAGAAUAAUUGAAAAAAAAUACUCAUUGUAAUUGA
Paramecium pentaurelia is the source of this 2064-nucleotide messenger RNA. NCBI's taxonomy places the organism in Eukaryota, Ciliophora, Oligohymenophorea, Peniculida, Parameciidae. The record is from the annotation of a GenBank genome assembly.